UAUUAUGGCUACCCCAAUGGUAAUAUCUAAUAUUCUUGGAAUUGACAGAGUAAACAUGAAUGGUAAAACAAUUUUAAUCAAAGAGCGACAUGGUACUAAUGCAAAUUUCUUGGUGAAUGCCAUUUUAUUACAUGCAUUGAAAAAGAUGGAUGCCGCUGUUUGCCUUGUUCUUUGUCAUAAUACUCUUGGUCAUUAUCAUAACAUUGGCAUGAAAUUUGGCUACAAUCUUCUUAAUUUGAAAGAAAAGGGCCAGAUUACUGUUGUUGAACCAAUGAAAAUUAUAGCCAGCAAUAUCACUGAUAUGUAUAAAGGUUUUACAAAUAGAACAGAAACAGUAAUUCCAGAUGUCACUUUUACAGGACAUGUAGAUUUUGCACAUAGAUUUUUUGUAUGUGUCAAAGAAAAGUAUGAUGAAGCAACAAGAUUUACUGAAUCUGUUGUCCUUAUUAUCGACGAUAUAAAUCAUCUCCUUAAUCUGGGUCUUAGUUUACGUGAUACUAUGUAUUUUAUAAGAUACUUAAGAUCGUUUAUAUCAUUAUAUCCCUUGUCGCAGCUUUGUAUUCUUGCACAUAUAUAUCAAGAAAAUCUUCAAACGCAGAAUGCACAAACUUCAAAUGCAGAUAUUAUUGCUAAUGCCUUAAAAUAUAUGACACAUCUGUGUGUUACAACACAACCAUUCAAGACAGGACAUUCUAGUGAUGCAUCCGGUAAACUAACUGUCUAUUGGAAGACAGAUUCUAUUAGAUCUAAAUAUUAUUGGUUAGAGAAAACAACACAUCUGUUUAAAUUGUUGGAUUGAAUAACUACGGUAUAUCACUAGGAGCUCCCUGCGAAAGUCUACGGGAUGAGAAACCACGAACAUAGUAGAUUUUGAAGAAAUACUCUGUACAUCACAGACUCGAAUAUCUUGAUGACGUAUUCAACAAACGUUUGCGUUCUAACGUUAUCAGAACGUAGAUGCUAUCUGGAUUGCUUUAUGCAAUUCCUAUAAAUGAAUAAAAAUGCAUACAG
Atta colombica is the source of this 1011-nucleotide messenger RNA. It is a transcript of the gene Elp6, whose product is annotated as elongator complex protein 6-like. Gene Ontology annotation, cellular component: elongator holoenzyme complex. The coding region runs from base 5 to 799 and encodes 264 amino acids. NCBI's taxonomy places the organism in Eukaryota, Metazoa, Arthropoda, Insecta, Hymenoptera, Formicidae. The record is from RefSeq and is a predicted model, not a curated record. Gene Ontology annotation, biological process: tRNA wobble uridine modification. The transcript has 2 exons.